UCUGAUUAGGGAGACAUGCAAAAUGUGCAGGGCAGGGGGUCCUCCAGGACAGAUACAGUCAUGAGUCCCUCAGUGCGCUUACAGGAAAUGAUCCGGGUCAUCCGAAGUGCCCGGACACAAGGUGAAGAGAGGGGCAUCAUCCAAAGAGAGUGUGCGGAUAUCCGAGCACAGUUUCGUCAGGGUGACAAUGGGGAGCGUUCACACAGCCUGGCAAAGCUCCUCUACGUGCACAUGCUGGGCUACCCUGCACACUUCGGCCAGAUGGAGUGUGUACGUCUGAUUGCCAGCCCCAGGUACAGCGAGAAGCGUGUUGGUUACCUGGGAGCCAUGAUGCUUCUAGAUGAGAAGCAGGAUGCUAGUUUACUGAUUACCAACUCAAUCAAGAAUGAUCUUUCCCACAGCAGUCAGUUUGUUCAGUCUCUGGCUCUGUGCACUCUGGCCUGCAUGGGUUCAGCUGAGAUGUGUCGAGACCUGGCAACAGAGAUCGAACGGCUCCUCAGGGCCUCUCAGUCUUAUAUCAAAAAAAAGGCCACGCUGUGUGCCGUUCACAUAAUAAGAAAGGUCCCAGAGCUCACAGAGCUGUUUACUCCUUCAGCAAGGACUCUGCUCUCUGAGAAGAACCAUGGGGUUUUGCAUGGGGCUGUAGUUCUUAUCACUGAAUUGUGCGAGCGUAACCCUGACACUCUUGAUCAGUUCCGCAAGGCUGUUCCUGAGCUGGUUCACAUCAUGAAAGGUCUCGUGACAUCCAGUUACUCUCCUGAGCACAAUGUAGCUGGAAUCAGCGACCCUUUUCUACAGGUUCGCAUUCUUAGAUUGCUGAGAAUCCUGGGUCACAAAAAUGACACUGCUAGUGAUGCCAUGAAUGACUUGUUGGCACAGGUGGCUACAAAUACAGACAGCAGUAAGACUGCAGGCAGUGCUGUGCUAUAUGAAACAGUCCUAACUAUCAUGGACAUCAACUCAGAGAGCGGGCUAAGGGUGCUAGCUGUAAAUAUUCUGGGAAGAUUUCUACUUAAUAAUGAUAGGAAUAUUCGCUACAUUUCAAUGACAUCUCUCCAGAAGAUUGUACAGACGGACCACAACGCAGUGCAGCGGCACAGAGGCACCAUUGUGGACUGUCUGAAAGAUCAAGACACCUCGGUGAAACGUCGUGCACUGGAACUGUCACUUGCCCUUGUGUCUGCCGUGAACAUUCGCUCGAUGAUGAAAGAGCUCCUCAUUUUUCUUUCAGUCUGUCCCCCAGAGCUUCGAUCUCAAACCGCUUCCGGCAUCUUCAACGCUGCUGAAAGGUAUUCCCCUUCUAAGCGCUGGCACAUUGAUACCAUCCUGCAUGUACUCACCACGGCGGGAGGCGAUGUAAGAGAUGAGACUGUGCCCAACCUAAUCCAACUCAUCACUACUGCAUCUGAGCUCCACUGUUACACUGUCCACAAACUCUAUAGAGCACUCGUAAAAGAUAUCGCACAGCAACCCUUGGUCCAAGUUGCGUGCUGGUGUAUAGGAGAAUAUGGAGACCUGCUGCUCAAGGGCGAGUGUGAGGAGAUCGAGCCUGUGCAGGUUACUGAGGAUGACGUUCUGGAUGCCUUGGAAACCGUUUUACAGUCUCACAUGACAUCGCCGGCAACCAGAGGCUUCGCACUCACUGCUACCAUGAAGCUGAGCACUCGUAUCACAGACAAUGUCGACCGAAUCAGAAGUAUUGUCAGUAUUUACGGCAGCUGCAUUGACCUGGAACUUCAGCAGAGAGCGGUUGAAUAUAAUGCACUCUUCAAGAAAUAUGACCACAUGAGAGCUGCGGUAUUAGAGAGAAUGCCUGUGAUGGACAAGAACUCACCUGGCCACACUGAUGGAGACACACCAGGAGAGAUUAAAGAGCCCGACACAUCCAAACCCAAACCUGUUGAAGCAGGUUUGCUCAUAGAACCAGCAAGCCAGGUGUGUGACCUUCUGGAUCUCUUGGGUGGGACAGACACACCUCUUCAGCCCAGCCCUGCCCCAACAAGCACUCCAACAGCUACCUCUAGUGCAGAUCUUCUCGACCUGCUGGGAGGACUGGAGCCGACACCAGUUCCUAGUGUGUCUGUCUACGAGAAGAACGGAUUGAGCCUGAAGAUCCAGUGUGACAAACAAACAGAAACCGAGGUCACGGUCACCCUUACUGCCUCUAACUCUACUCAGAAUGACAUCACCAACUUCACUCUUCAAGCAGCGGUACCAAAGAGUGUUCAGUUGCAAAUGAAGGCUCCGAGUGGUAAUGUGAUUCCAGCACAUGGCCUUGGUCAGGUCACACAGACUGUUUUACUUAACAACCCUAACAAGGUCAGCCUUAAGAUGCGGGUCCGUGUGGCUUACUCAAAUCAGGGUGCAAUUCAUCAGGACACAGUACAGAUUGACUCCUUUCCUAGCGCAGCCUGUCAGCCAUCAGUCAGCCCUUUGUGACAGACCUACACGUGUCCAGAAUCUCCAAGACUGUCUUUCCUAUAAAGAUGGAGAUCGCUGGAAAUAGGCAGCGGUUUGUCAACCCCUCUAUUAUGGACUAAACGCUGUCCCAGCACAGAUUUGAUACAACAGGUUUUUAUGAAGUGUUGUCUUAUUUUGAAUUGUCUGGAACAAAGUGUGGUUUCAUGUGCUGCCAUUACUGCUCAAGAUUAAACAGUCAAACUAA
This is a messenger RNA of Carassius gibelio (silver crucian carp), 2665 nucleotides long. RefSeq names its product AP-1 complex subunit gamma-1. Gene Ontology annotation, molecular function: clathrin-cargo adaptor activity. Lineage: Eukaryota; Metazoa; Chordata; Actinopteri; Cypriniformes; Cyprinidae. The record is from RefSeq and is a predicted model, not a curated record. The transcript is spliced from 22 exons. Gene Ontology annotation, cellular component: AP-1 adaptor complex; Golgi apparatus; membrane coat. Bases 16 to 2439 code for a protein of 807 amino acids. Gene Ontology annotation, biological process: receptor-mediated endocytosis; intracellular protein transport; Golgi to vacuole transport.